This is a messenger RNA of Amphimedon queenslandica, 1897 nucleotides long. RefSeq names its product U2 small nuclear ribonucleoprotein auxiliary factor 35 kDa subunit-related protein 2-like. Gene Ontology annotation, molecular function: metal ion binding; RNA binding. The coding region runs from base 61 to 1788 and encodes 575 amino acids. The record is from RefSeq and is a predicted model, not a curated record. Gene Ontology annotation, biological process: mRNA splicing, via spliceosome. The transcript has 14 exons. Gene Ontology annotation, cellular component: U2AF complex. Lineage: Eukaryota; Metazoa; Porifera; Demospongiae; Haplosclerida; Niphatidae.
CGGGCGGGGCUCAAAGUUGGCCACGCCUUUUUAAAAGCCACACCCCUACAUGGAUGCCUCAUGGUAUUGGAGAUUCCAAAAUCUGAGUGGAUCACAUUAAGUCAUAAAGAGAGACGAAGAUUAAUAAAGAAAGAGAAGAGACGGAGACUGAGACAGAAAAUAGCACAAGAUAGAGCUGAAGCUGAAGAAGAGUUUGAGAGAUUAAAGCUUCAACCGGAAUACGCCGAAAAGCUAGCAGAAGAAGAAAGGAGAGUUCAAAAGGAAGAGGCCGAGAGGCAGCUGCAGUACGAAGCUUGGCUAGAAAGAGACAGAAAGAGUCACGCAGAGUUUUGCGAAAAGAGAGAGAAAGAGGAACAGAAAUUAAGAGAGAGAGAGGAAAGAGAGAGAAUGAUAAGAGAAGAGUGGGAAGCUCUCGAACGGAAGGAGAAACAAGCAAAAGAAAAUAAAGAGAAAGCAAAGAGUAAGAAAGAGGAAUUGUUAGAAAAAGCAUUAUCAGAGAUUGACCAAACAAUGCAAGAGCAAGGAAACCUUCUAGAUGUACACAUGCCGUGGCACAACCCGUAUGCUCCAAUAGACAUGGCAAAGGUUGCCAAGGCCAUGAACCUCCUAGACGAUGACAAUGAGAAGACAGAGAAGCAAGGGCAUGGAGAAGAGAAUCAGGAACAACCGCCUCAGAAGGACAACUAUGGGACGGAAAAGGAUAAGAUUAAUUGCCCGUUUUUUAUAAAGACGGGUGCCUGUCGCUAUGGUGACCACUGCUCCCGAGUCCAUCCGAUUCCAAACAGCAGCACCACCUUGAUUAUACGUGGGAUGUACAACCACGUCGUGCUGACUCAGCAGUUAUUGGACGAACACGAUGAAGACGUGGGACUAGAGAUGGAUGAUGAGGACAUGUUGAAAGAUUUCAAAGAGUUUUACCAAGAUGUGUUCCCAGAGUUUGAAAAAUUUGGUGAAGUGGUUCAGUUUAAGGUUUCCUGUAAUUACGAGUCUCACCUAAGAGGAAACCUUUACGUUCAGUAUUCAACUGAAGAAGCUUGUGCUGCGGCCAUUAAGCAAUUCAAUGGACGGUAUUAUGCUGGGAAACAGCUUUCGUGUGAAUAUUGUCCAGUAGAGAAAUGGAAGACAGCAAUUUGUGGAGAAUUUUUGAAACAAGGAAGUCAAUGCCCUAAAGGGAAGCACUGCAAUUUUCUCCACGUUUUUAAUAAUCCUGACGGCAAAUUCAACUGGAAUGAAGAUGACGGAAAUAACAGGAGAAACUCGAGACGAUCAGGAAGUCCCCGGAGAAGAUACGGAGGGAGGGAUGGAGGCUAUAGGCGCUACUCUCGUUCCCCUCCUAACAGAAGAUACUACAAAAGAGGAUCGGACUCACCCAGAGACAGGAGAAGGUCUUCUAUAUCCCCUGGAAGUAGGAGGAGAAGAUCCCCUGACUUCCCUAGCAACAGGAAGAGGUCCCCUAGCGACAGGAGGAGGUCCCCAGUGAACAGACGUGGGUCAAGGGGUCACCGUUCCCGUUCCCCUAGGGAGAGGAGGAGGAGUCCUUCUCCUUAUAGGAGGGACAGACGAGGGAGGAGACACAGUUCUUCAGAUUACUUGUCUCAUGGGCGGAGUAGCUCUUCGUACGAGAGCGACAGUGAUUUGUCUCCGGUACGUAAAGGAUCAGAGAGAGAUAAGAAGAAGGAGUCGUCGAGCAGUCGUCAUCACAAGAAGAAACACAAGAAAGAAAAGAAGAGGAGCAGUAAAAAGAAACACAAGAGAAGAGAGAGUAGUACUGAUUCUGAAAGUGACUGAUGGAACUGAAUACAUUAUACAUGUACAUGUACAUGUACAUACAUUGUAAGUGAUAAUUGGUUUCUUAUGAUUUGAGUAUUGCCAUUGUAACCAGACCUAAAAAAUAUAA